GUGUGUGUGUCUGUAAAAAAUAUUGUCCAGCUGGGUCAGCACUGCGCCUCUGCAGAGCAUGACUGCAUCAUCGCCCCUGCUCCUGAUUGGUCGUCAGGCUGCAGGUGAGCAUGAUGCUGUCCAAUCAGACUGGUCCUCACUGCCCCCCUGCAGCGGAACAGAGUGUGUGCUCACACUCUUCACCAUCAGCAGCGCGAGAGCACCUCACACCCUGCAGCAGAGCCGCACACACUCCCAUCUGCAGCAUCAGCAGCGCGAGAGCCGAGAGGCAGCAGAGCAACAGAACAACAUGCGCGAGAUCGUCCACAUCCAGGCCGGACAGUGCGGCAACCAGAUCGGAGCCAAGUUCUGGGAGGUGAUCAGUGAUGAGCAUGGCAUCGACGCUACAGGAAGCUACCAGGGGGAGAGCGAACUGCAGCUGGAGAGAAUCAACGUUUAUUACAACGAAGCUACAGGCAGUAAGUUUGUCCCUCGGGCCAUCCUGGUGGAUCUGGAGCCUGGUACCAUGGAUUCCGUUCGCUCCGGCCCAUUUGGGCAAAUCUUCAGGCCGGAUAACUUCGUAUUCGGUCAGAGUGGGGCUGGAAACAACUGGGCCAAAGGUCACUACACAGAAGGGGCGGAGCUGGUUGACUCUGUGCUAGAUGUGGUGCGGAAGGAGUCUGAGAACUGCGACUGCCUGCAGGGCUUCCAGCUGACCCACUCGCUGGGUGGUGGCACUGGCUCAGGAAUGGGCACCCUGCUGAUCAGCAAGAUCCGUGAAGAGUACCCGGACCGGAUUAUGAACACCUUCAGUGUAAUGCCCUCACCUAAAGUGUCAGACACGGUGGUGGAGCCCUACAACGCCACGCUGUCCGUCCACCAGCUGGUGGAGAACACGGACGAAACCUUCAGCAUUGACAAUGAAGCUCUUUACGACAUCUGCUUCCGCACCCUCAAGCUGACGACCCCAACAUACGGAGACCUCAACCACCUCGUUUCCGCCACCAUGAGUGGAGUCACCACCUGCCUGCGGUUCCCAGGGCAACUCAAUGCAGACCUGCGUAAACUAGCAGUCAACAUGGUGCCCUUCCCUCGUCUUCACUUCUUCAUGCCUGGCUUCGCUCCUUUGACCAGCAGGGGGAGCCAACAGUACCGUGCACUCUCUGUACCAGAACUGACACAGCAGAUGUUCGAUGCAAAGAACAUGAUGGCAGCCUGUGACCCACGCCACGGCCGUUACCUUACCGUUGCUGCCAUCUUCCGUGGCCGCAUGUCAAUGAAGGAGGUGGACGAGCAGAUGUUGAGUGUUCAGAACAAAAACAGCAGCUACUUCGUGGAAUGGAUCCCUAACAACGUCAAGACGGCUGUCUGCGAUAUCCCGCCCCGCGGCCUCAAGAUGUCCGCCACCUUCAUUGGGAACAGCACCGCCAUCCAGGAGCUGUUCCGCCGCAUCUCGGAGCAGUUUACCGCCAUGUUCCGCCGCAAGGCCUUCCUGCACUGGUACACGGGCGAGGGCAUGGACGAGAUGGAGUUCACUGAAGCCGAGAGUAACAUGAACGACCUGGUGUCUGAAUAUCAGCAAUACCAGGACGCCACCGCUGAUGAAAUGGGGGAGUAUGAGGAAGAUGAGCUGGAGGACGAGGAAGACGUUCGCCAAGAUGCUCGCCAAGAGGUUCGCCACUGAGAGGUCUUAACAGUGCUGUUCAUUUCAGAUGCACACAAUAGUAAAUAUAAAUUUUACGGCUUGCUGGUUAAACCGUUAGUUUUGAAAGCACAGUAAACUCUCCUCCGACUCAAUCUUCAUCUUCAGUUCGUGAACUACGGCUUUCCGUGCGCUAGAGGGCGACGUAAGUUAGCAGUGCUAGUAAAAUAGUUUCAAUGUUUAGCCUAAAAGGUGCUACAGAGAAUCAUACAGUGAUCUACUACGGUACGAACAGUCAUGUGUAACGAUCUGUCUCUGUUUUGUAAAAUACACUAAACAUGUAUCGGUUCACUUACUGAAAUAAACCCAUCUCACUGAA
Astyanax mexicanus (Mexican tetra) is the source of this 2000-nucleotide messenger RNA. Its product is annotated as tubulin beta-2A chain. The transcript is spliced from 4 exons. Gene Ontology annotation, biological process: mitotic cell cycle; microtubule cytoskeleton organization. Gene Ontology annotation, molecular function: structural constituent of cytoskeleton; GTPase activity; GTP binding. Gene Ontology annotation, cellular component: microtubule; cytoplasm. The coding region runs from base 59 to 1663 and encodes 534 amino acids. The record is from RefSeq and is a predicted model, not a curated record. Lineage: Eukaryota; Metazoa; Chordata; Actinopteri; Characiformes; Acestrorhamphidae.